Molecule: messenger RNA, 1627 nt
Organism: Harpia harpyja (harpy eagle)
Lineage: Eukaryota; Metazoa; Chordata; Aves; Accipitriformes; Accipitridae
Product: putative transcription factor Ovo-like 1
Biological process (GO): epidermal cell differentiation; regulation of transcription by RNA polymerase II
Cellular component (GO): nucleus
Molecular function (GO): RNA polymerase II cis-regulatory region sequence-specific DNA binding; DNA-binding transcription factor activity, RNA polymerase II-specific
Source: RefSeq, a predicted model, not a curated record
CCGGUGGCGGGAUCCACCUGGGAUCCAGUGGUGGAACCCAUCGGGGGAGCCAGGAUCCGGCACCAAAAUUGACCAAAGAUCUGGGAUCUGGCACCAAAACCGACCAAAGAUCUGGGAUCCGGCACCGAAACUGACUGAAGAUCCAGGAUCUGGCACCAAAAUUGACUGAAGGUCUGGGAUCUGGCACCAAAACUGACUGAAGAUCCGGGAUCUGGCACCAAAAUUGACGGAAAGUCUGGGAUCUGGCACCAAAACUGAGCAAAGAUCCGGGAUCUGGCACCAAAAUUGACCAAAGUUCCAGGAUCCAGCACCAAAAUUGACUGAAGAUCCGGGAUCUGGGACCGAAACUGACCUGGGAUCUGGGACGGAAACUGGCCGGAGCGCUGGGAUCCAGCCCCCAAUCUGACCAAGGCUCGGGGAUCCGGCCCCAAACUUCACCUGGGAUCUGGGAUCUGGGAUUGGAUUUGGCCAAAUACUCGUGAUCUGGCAUCAACAUUGACCGGGGAUCGGGGAUCCGGCACCAAAACUGACCGGGGAUCUGGCGCCGUUAUUGUCCAAAUACUCGUGAUCUGGCAUCAAACUUGACCAGGGAUCUGGGAUCCGGCCCCAAAUCCGACCAAGGAUCCAGGGAUCUAGUGCUGAAAGCAACCAGGGAUCUGGCAUCCACCACCGCCCCCGACCCGGGACCUGACAAUCCGGCCCCGAAAACCCGCCGGGGGAUCGGUGAUCCGGCGCCGGACCGGCCAAGGGCUCGUGGGAGCCGGUCGGAAUCGGGGCCGGAACGUCGUCGUCGCGGGGAUCCGUCGGGGGGAUCGGGGAUCGGGCGGCGGCCAUGCCCCGCGCUUUCCUGGUGAAGAAGCCGUGCGUGGCCACGGCCAAACGCAACUGGAGCGAGCUCCCGGAUGAGCAGCGGGCCGAGAUCUACGUCCCCAUUUGCCUGGGGGGGUGCCCCCUGCGCAGGGACCCUGAGCCGGCGGUGGGGGAGGCUCCCGCGUCCCCCGUGUCCCCCCUCGACAUGACGCUGCCCCCCCCGGCCCCCCCGCGCCCCCCCACGGCCCCUUCCUGCACCCCAAGGGCAAGGGUACCAUCCGGCCCCAUGGGUGCCCCCAUCCCCCCGGGCAUCCCCAUCCCCGGGGGGGUCCCGGUGGGGGUCCCCGUCCCUGGGGGGGUCCCCGGGGGGACAGAACUCUUCUCCUGCCCCGUGUGCCAGAAGAGUUUCGGGUUCCAGCGGAUGCUGAACCGGCACCUGAAAUGUCACAGCGAGGUGAAACGUCACCUGUGUCCCUAUUGCGGGAAGGGCUUCAACGACACCUUCGACCUCAAGCGGCACGUCCGCACCCACACCGGCGUGCGCCCCUACAAGUGCAGCCUGUGCGAGAAGGCCUUCACGCAGCGCUGCUCCCUGGAAUCCCACCUGAAGAAGAUCCACGGCGUGGCCCAGCGUUACGCCUACAAGGAGCGACGGGCCAAGCUCUACGUCUGCGAGGAGUGCGGGGGCACGGCCGACAGCCAGGACGCCCACCUCGCCCACCUCCGCCAGCGUCACCCCCACAGCCCCCUCCUCGCCAAACUGGCUCGCAAGGCCGCUGCCGCUGCGGCCGCUCCCCCCCCUCCCCCGCCUGGCUAA